Messenger RNA from Bursaphelenchus xylophilus (pine wood nematode), 8235 nucleotides. The record is from the annotation of a GenBank genome assembly. Lineage: Eukaryota; Metazoa; Nematoda; Chromadorea; Rhabditida; Aphelenchoididae.
AUGCGUCUUGUUUGUCAUGCAAUAUUCCGUCUACUCCUCGCACAAAUCGCUUACUGCGCACCAAAGGUUUAUCAAUUCUACGUAUUGUUGGACGAUUUUACUCUUCAAUCAAUCUACAUUGGCACGAACAGAACGCAAUUAAGGGUGGGAUUGUCGUUGGCCAGUCCCGACAACAUCAUUGUUGAUGGAGUGUGCGGGGCAGACUAUGGAAAAUGCCGGAAAUAUUGCGAUGUCCGUAAGUUGGGCAAUGUGCUAUAAGUCUGUCAAUAUUUUAGCAACCCUAUGUUCAAUUUAUUGCAAUCCAAUUUGCUGUAUGUCAAGUACGUUGCGCCAGCUUCGAUGCGAAGGGCCGCUGAAAGGAUACUACUUGCAUGAGUCGUUGGAGUUCGUCCCUACGAAGGAACACUGGAGGUCUUCGAUCGACGACGCGGUCGGCAUUUACGCUCAGGACAUCCUGGCGAUUGCAGAGCUCACCGGCGAUGAAUUAAAAAUACGACCGGCAAGAAUCGCGUUGAACGUCGUCUCCUCAAUGACCGAUUUGGCGCAGAAAUAUCAAUUGCCGGAAAUGUAGGUGGUCUUUCGAGUUCUUUUUGGGGCUGGCAUGCACCGAAACCUCGUAUACGAUCUUUUCAGCAACAAGCUCGGACUCCGCCGCCGCUACGCAGCCCCUUCGUUUGUUGAGGAGAUAUAUCGGGCCGGACUAAUACCACAACCAAUUCUGACCUUUACCCACGCCCAAACCCAAGGCUACAGGUCCAUCUACCUCGGGACUCGGCAUGAUUUGCAUUGCGAUGAGUGGAGCAGGGUGCCAUUUGCUCACGAUGUUGAAUUUAUGUUCGACAGCGUCGAGGUGGACUUCCUGGGACACCAGAAGAGCGGAAACUUUCGAGUGAGCAAUCUUCCACCAUACAAAUUAUGCAGUAUUUUUUCAGACUAUGCUCUCUGAAGGACGGAUAUUGUACCUCCAACCGCAAGUUAUCAGCUUCCUGCUUGCACAAAAAGCGGUGGUACUUAAAGAGAAUACCGAUUAUGUCUACUAUUUGAAUCCGAUUUUUGCCAACUCAACGCUGAGCUGGACGUUUUCAACCGGCUUCAAAGUUGCGUUGACCACCGAACUCACCACGUACAAAACUCCUUCGUUCAUUGAGAUUUAUUUGAAAGCAUUGGAGCCGAAUCCUGACAAUGUUCAGUGGAUUCUGAAUCAUGCCGUGUUUUACAAGUAUUGCGUUGCGUUUGAUUACGGUGCUAAUGCGGCGCUUUUCGCUUACUGUAGGGAUUGUUUUUCGAAUAAACUUGAAGCAAGCUAUGAAAGGAGAGCACGGUAUUGACAAGCAACGGGUUAUUGACAUGUGUUUGGAGCAGAUGACAAAUCAGAGAGAAAUGUACAGCGCGGAUUGUCCAAACUUUUAAGUGGGUAACAUUUUCGAUAACGGAGGGAGGUACUAUGAGCAUGUCGUGAAAAUAGUGGCUGAUCGUAACAAUGAGAUCCUCGGUUCCUCGUCAACACGAUCAGACACCGAGUCUCCUAAUACGCUGUCCUUGACAAGCUCUCUCAACAUUCCAACAUUCACCUAUGACCUCUUUGUUCUCCCAAAUACCACCAUAUACAAGAUGGCCAAUACACACGAUGUAUUCUAACUGUCCACACACGCUGUCGGCCAACCGCUCGCUCAGGCUGUGACUUCCAAACUAUGAUCCAAACUAUGAAAUAGUAGAAAGCAAAUAAAGCCAAUCCGGAGAUGGUGUCGGUCCUUCUCCGUUAUCGACGAGCCGCACCCAUUACGCAAAAAAAAAAUGAAAAUAUAAAACCCAUAAUCCCAGCGGCACUUCGCACCUUUUGUGGGGCAGGAACGGUGGACAUCAGUUCGAAUGCGUCUUGUUUUUCAUGUAAUAUUUAUUCUGCUAUUGGCUCGAGGCAUCUGUAGCGCCCCGAGGGUCUACGUGUUUACUGUGUCAUUGGAGGAUUUUAGGCUGCGAUCGGUGUACGUCGGCACGAACAGGACAUUGUUAUAUGCGGACUUGUCAUUCGCAAGUCCCGACAAUAUCAUCAUUGAUGGAGUUUGUGAGCCGAAUUACGGAAAAUGCCAAAAGUAUUGUGAUGUCCGUAAGACGUAUAACAUAAUAAUAAACUUUUUGCCUUAGCCACUCUAUGCUCAAUAUACUGCAAUCCGAUUUGCUGCAUGUCAACUGUUUUACGGCGCCUGCGAUGCGACGGUCGGUUCAUGGACCAGUAUCAACACGAGUCAUCCGAAUUUGUGCCGACGAAAGAGUACUGGAGGUCUGCCGUCGACGAUGCUGUUGGAAUUUACGCCGAUGACGUUGUAGCGAUCAGGGACGGGACUAGCUUUGAAAUGACUGUACGGCCAGCAAGAAUUGCGCUGAACGUCGUGUCCUCAAUGACGGACAUUGCACCUGACGUCAAUAAGCGGGAAAAGUAAGCAGAAAUAUGGUUGUCGGUUUGUCGGGAAAAUAAUGAGCUAUUUCGUCGCUGAAAAAAAAGCAAUUCGGUUUUGCCGCGACACAAUUCAUUUUCUCGGCGGCGAUGCGAUUUUCCGUGCGACAGAGUGCUUAUUACUUACCCGGCAGACUGAUAUCUCUCUGUUGGAAAAAUAACGUGGAUUUGUCGCAGCAAAGUCUCUGGCCUCGUCGCAGCCACAAAAUGCCUUGUCCCGGCUAGCUGUCGCAAAGCGAUGAGAAGCGAUUUCAAGUGCGAUCAAUCCACAGUAUUUUCCCGACACACGGACAUAAUACGUACUAUGAAUACUGUAGCAGAAGAUGAGCUUGGCUUUGAUGGGGAUAAAAUCCGAUUUUUAUUUAUUUAUUUAUUCAGACUGACAAGACCGGAUUUCAUAACCUCCAUUUCUCAAAUUUCAGCAACAAACUCGGCCUGAGGCGUCGUUACGGGCAGUCCUCGUUUAUACAAGAGCUGGCUCAAAACAAAAUAAUACCAAAGCCCGUGAUCAGCUUCACGCACGUCAAAAUCGCUGGCUCUCGGGCAGUUUACUUCGGGGCCCGACAUGACUUGUACUGCGGCGAAUGGAGCACAGUGCCGUUUGUGCAUGAAGUGGAAUUCAUGUUCGACACGAUAGAUGUGGAGUUCUUUGGAUACAAGAAAACGGGCAACUUCAGGGUAAGUUUUACACGGUUUUUAUUACAGAGAGCUCUGUUCCUGCGCCAAUGAGUGCCCACUGUUUUCUCGACAGUCUGAGAGCAAGAACAAAUCAUGUUUUUUUAGACUAUGCUAACGGAAGGACGAACAUUUUCCCUUCACCCAGAAGCAAUUAGUCACUUGUUGGCUCAAAAAAUCAUUGACUUGAAAAAUGAGACCGAUGACACGUACUAUGUCGAUGCCGCGUUUAAAAACACAACACUGCACUGGACGUUCUCCACCGGGUUCCGGCUCGAAUUCUCGGCGGAAGAUGCAAUCUACGGAACUCCGACGUUCUCGCAGAUCUACCUCAAGGUGCUGUGGCCGAAUCCGGACAAUGUUCAGUGGAUCCUGAGCCAUGCGUUGUUUUACCAGUAUUGUGUUGCAAUCGACUAUGAAGCAGAUGUUGUUCAGUUUGCUGUGUGCACGGCGUGCUAUGCGAAUAAACUUGGUAAAGUGUGUGGCUUUUGGAGAGGAAGACUACUACACUUUUUCAAAAGUUCAUAUCAGUUAGUCGGGAAAAUAGUGAGCACAAUGCCGCUGCCCCAAUCAUGUCGCUGAAGUGGCAAUUUGAUCUUGCCGCGGCACGUUUCAUUUUUUCAGCGGCGACGCGAUUUUCGCGACCGUGUGCUUGUCUUCCCGACAGACAGGCACAGUAGCCACUGGUCCAGUGGCAAGAAACGUACCACUUUGCAUCCGUGAAGUAUCAAAAAAUGCAGCAAAAUACCUCCUCAAGCAAAGUCCGCUCUUUUUGUGAGGGAAAGGACGCGCUUUUCAAAACGGAGUUUUUUAGUUGGAGAGGUAGGCAAUAUGCAACAUUUUUGAUGCUUCCCGGAUGCAAAUGGUACGUUUUUUGCCACUGGAUCAGGUCCGUCACUGUACUACGCUUUUUCAAGAAUGCCAGAUUUUUUGCACAAACUCAGUUCCGCAAUCUCGCAGGGACUCCGUUGAAAAUGGCUAUGGCUACAUGAUCUUUUUAUUUCCCAGAGCAAAAUGGGGUUUUUGCACCGGCUCAGAGACGAAAAGUCUACGCACUUUUGAAUAAGGUUAGAAACUGAACUUUCUAAAAUUAGAAAAAGUGAUUGGAUUGUAUGUUCUCGCCAUGUCUCCGCCGAGCAUUCAACGGCUAUUCUAGACCUCGUUUUCACCUCCUAUAAGUCUGUCGGGAAAAUAAUGAGUACUCUGUCGCAUCGAAAAUUGCAUCGCCGCCGAGAAAAUGAAUUGUGUUGUGGCAAAAUCAAAUUGUAUGCAACCUUUGCAGAUCAUAUUAUAAUAUCGAAAGUAUCUCGAUGAAAAACGCACUCACUUUUCCCCAUCAAGAGAAAUCCAAAUUUAAUUAAAUUCCACUUUCGUUUGAGUUGCGUUGAAAAGAGACAUGGAGCAUCUGGGAUGGGAGGGAACACCGUUUUUUAUUCACCCUUUUUGAUGAGAUCUUUUCAACAUUAUUUUUUACGAUUCGUAGGAAAACAUGAACAGAGAAUAAUAAAGGUUUAUUCGACUUGAUCUCUUUUUUAGCUCCUUGUUUUUGAGUUUGCGUUAAAAAUCGAGGAUUUUUGAUUUUAUAAGUCUGUCGGAAAAAUUGUGAGCACUGUGUCGCAGAUCGCAUCGCCGCCGAGAAAAUGAAUUGUGUCGCGGCAAAAUCAAAUUGCUUUUCAAAUCAGCGCAUUGGCACAGCGUCUUUGUGCUCAUUAUUUUCCCGACAGACCGAUCUUUCAGGUUGCCGUAACGAAAUUUAUGCUUGGUGCUGAAGUUAUAAAAGCAAUUUGAUUUUAUCGCGACACAAUUCAUUUUCUCCGCGGCGAUACGAUUUUCCAUGCAAUAGAGUGCUCAUUAUUUUCCCGACAUAUUGAUAUUAUGCGCUUUACCGCGACAUAUCUUCCUCUUUCUUUCCUUUUUUGCCCCUCUUUCCCCUCUCCUCCACCUUCGAAUUUCGGCCACAAACACAAUCACAUCGCAAGCCGGAAGAGGGUCGAGAAAUCAGGCAUGCCCAUGCUUGUGCGUCCUUCUACACUCAUCGUCUCCGGGCUUGAUUCCGAGGCGAUGGGGGAGAGACGAAAUCGCGGGGGUGACACCUGUUUCAAAAAAAUCUAUUUUUCGUGUUUCUGGGCCCUCGGGGCGAACAUACGAUUCCGCUUUUUUCGUCCUCGAAAAAAGUUUUUUGGAGGAAUUGGGACAUGACGAAUUUAUGGGGAUGGUUUUGUUGUUCUCACCGCUUAUUGGAAGAACUAAAUCUACCGCUUUAGUUUUAUUAAGAAAUUUCGAAAUUUUUGACCCAUUUUUAGGCAGUGAGGAGUAUAUCACUGCCUAAUUCGAUUAUUUCUCUUUUUGCUAUCACUAAUAGGGAUGAGUCUGUCGGGGAAAUAAUGAACGCAAUGUCGCUGCGCCAGUCGGGUCGCUGAAGUGAAAAGAAAUUUGAUUUUCUCCGCGACACAAUUCAUUUUCUCGGCGGUGAUGCGAUUUUCGAUGUGGCAGAGCGCUCACGAGAGUAUGGUCAAGGAGUUGACGGGCCGCUAUAGCAAAAUGAGGUGGCGCGCCGUCUUGUUGAAAAACAAGACUGGCAAGGGCCAAUUUUGCAUAAAUUCAAAAAUUUUUGAAAAUUAAAUUUUUUUAAAAAUUUACGUGAAAAAGCAUGUUUGACUUUGAAGGGACAUAAUUCGACGUAGGAUUGGUCAUUUUUAAUGAUCAUUUUUUUAAACAAAAUGGCAACUACUAAGGAAUAAAAUGAGCUAUUGCUCAAAAAAUUGAACAAUCCUAUAAAAAGUUAUAAGCAUUUUACUCUACAUCCGCGAACUUAGCUGAACCACCCUGUAUUUUUUCUCGAAAUUAUUUUAUUCCUUUUGUCAGUUGUGACACUUCGUUUGGACGAAACUCAAAAGUGGGCGGGAGACAUUUUUGUUCUAUUUCGGUUUGCCGUGCGUAGUGGCGUAUUUUAACCCCAUUUUGCAGAGUGCAUUUCACCUUUUCGCAGUUCAUCCCUGUGAUUUUUAAUCGUUGGCACAGUGCAAACCGCUUUUUCAAGUCUGCACUGUCUACGCACUUUCGAAAAAGACCCAAUAUUUCUCUUCCUGUCAGGGGUUUUACAACCACGUAUCCAAAGGUAUCUUUGAUAUACUUAGAAGAUCCUUGUGGUUUGCAUAUUUUUAAGAGGAGAGCAGCGCUUUGCACCUCUUUUUUGAGCGGCAGGAUGCAUUUCACAUUGAAUGCGAUGAAGAAUACUUCCCGAUGACAUGCUAUUUUACGGCACAAAGUCCGUGCAGCUUGCGCAGUGGGUUCUUCUAUGAUUUUUCGCGGACCACCGCCGUGAAUUUUCGUUUUUACCCAAGCGACAUGCACUUCUUCGCGAAGCGACCCCAAAUUUCGCGUGCGACGCCAGAAAAUAAAUUCUACGGACUUUACGCCCCCAAGUAGCAAUUGCUUUGUUUUUAUUGUCGUUUAAGCAAUCAGACAUUAGCUUUAUAACUUUUCUCUCGUAUUAUUUUUGUUUGCCAUUUGCUAACGAGUUAUAUGUAAUCCGACACCCUAUGCAUGCCUUCAAAUCCCAUCUUUUUUGAACUUGUGUGUUGAACUUUACUCUCAGAUGACACUCGUUUUCUUUGAAUUAAUUCCGGACAAUUCGGUCCAAUCCGUUUAAUAAAUGCUUUACAUAAGUCAUCAGCAUUUCCCCCAGAACUUGUUGAUUUUCGAAGACGGACCCGCUCGACUCUUGUCUUUCGCCGUCUCGGGCCCUAAUUCCCGGCCAUUAAGUGCACACGAAACGACAAUUGUUUUAUAAAACGUGAUGUCACGAGGCGCCCGAACCCAGGAGGUAUUCCCCAUCUCGAAAAUAGAGGCCAUCGGCCGCGAAAACACCCGAGAAAACACUCUUUUUUGCCUGUUUUGAUUGGUGAGGCCAGCUCGAUAUUUGGAUGACUAAUCGGUUUUCUUUUCCUCUAGGAACUUCUCUACGAUAAACUUUGGUUCAACGAACCCGUCUAUUACAAACAUCAGAGGUCUCAAGAGUCAGUUAGGUCCGCUAUGGGUCAAAACGAACCUUUUAUACAACGAAAGACUCUAAGCAGUCCAAAAAGCUCGUUUUCCCAUAGUUCGGUUGCUGUAGGGGAAAUUCAGUUCUUCAGGAAAUAAUAAGCACUCCGUCGCAUCGCAAAUUGCAUCGCCACUGAAAAAAAUCAAUUGUGUCGCGGCAAAACCAAAUGGUUUUUCAGUUCGGCGACAUUGUGCUCAUUAUUUCAGUGCAUACAUGCCCGCACUUCUUGGCCCGGCUAGUAUAAUAUAUUACGCUAAUGCGUAGACAUUUUUUCGCGGCGUAAAAUGCUUCGAAAAAAGCCUACAGUACGGCAAUCUCCCUUGUGAUCUGAACAUAUUUUACUGAUUUUUGUGGAACUGAAAACCAAUAUUUUUUUCAAAUUGCGAGCUAAAAAUCUCGUUGAAAUUUCAUCAAUCUUAAAUCAUCGUGCUUGUGAAUCGCAUGGAGUACUACAUGCAGAAUCUGAUGCAAACUAUCCUGAAUGUUUUCAGAAACUCCUUGGAGAAAUAAGCCGUCUAUAACAAUCACAGUGGUAAUUGAAGGGUCAGCCAAGAAGUCAAAGCCACUAAGAAAUCUCAGCCCAGCCAGUGACCUCAAGGAUGCAGAGCAAGUGAGUUUUUUUCUAUUUUCAUCAUUCACAAAGGAAGGGUUCCAAGUGCGACGUUCAGAUUUUGAUGAAAUUUGGCAAGAGUUUUAAUAAUGGAUAAAUUUUUUUCAGGCAUCUCCAGAUUUCCUAGAUUGCGCUUUGGAGAAAUAUACAGAAAUCACCGAGAUUUUUAGGUCAAAAGUUGAUGAAAUUUGGCAUUUUUUUGCGAAUUUUGACAUGAAAAGUUUCAUCCCUGUUUCUACCGCAGUAAAUAAUGUUUUCACAAAAAAAAUCAACUUUUUCCGCACGAUACUGACAAAGGUAUGGGCAAAAAAUUCCGUUCUCCGCGUUUAGUGUACUCUCUCGGUCGCAAGGAUUGGUGAAUAUCUCGGCCGCGCCUGCAAAGCGCGAGCUGAAACUUUCGGAAUUGAUCUGAAAUUUUUAAUGGCCUGUGCCCGAAAUGGCUGCAGAAUAUAG